Messenger RNA from Triplophysa dalaica, 1930 nucleotides. It is a transcript of the gene slc19a3a, whose product is annotated as solute carrier family 19 member 3a. Gene Ontology annotation, molecular function: vitamin transmembrane transporter activity. Gene Ontology annotation, cellular component: plasma membrane. The record is from RefSeq and is a predicted model, not a curated record. Bases 368 to 1906 code for a protein of 512 amino acids. Lineage: Eukaryota; Metazoa; Chordata; Actinopteri; Cypriniformes; Nemacheilidae. The transcript is spliced from 7 exons. Gene Ontology annotation, biological process: transmembrane transport; vitamin transport.
UUCUGCGCAGUGUCUUAGUCUCCUCGUCAGAGCGCCGGACUCCCAUGACGGACCGACCAGGUCCGAGGCCCUCUUGGAGCGGCGCAGUUCGUUCCGGUUACACUUGCACGGGCAUGACUUGGCCAGGAGAACAUUUAUACACACUGAGAUUGUUUUAAAAGUACUACCCUUCUUUAGGUAAUAAAACUAAUCCAAUGGGGUUUGGCACAUAGAUAUGUUUGAUUGUUCAUUUCUUAAAGCUGAGGAUAGAGGUGUUCAGAAUAAUCUAAGCAGUACUUUGAACUUUGAACAUAUACACACAUAAACACGUUCCCUCACAGAGUCAGACACAUAUCGGUACCUCCAAAUAAACAUCACAUCUGAACAGAUGAAGACUAUGAAGCAGUGGAUGAAGGAUUGGAGGUAUCCCACCUCUCUGCUAUGCAUCUAUGGGUUCUUCAGCACUGUUAAGCCACUAGAACCGUUCCUCAUCCCAUAUUUAGCUGGACCAGACAAGAAUUUAACCAUAGAGCAGGUAACCAAUCAGAUUUUCCCAGUGUGGACAUACUCAUACCUGGCCGUGCUGGUUCCUGUUUUUCUUCUCACCGAUUGGCUACGUUACAAACCUGUGGUGGUCUUCCAGUGCACCGCCCUCUUGGUCACCACGGCGAUGUUACUGUGGUUAAAGGGUGUACCAGAGAUGCAGGCUGUUCAGUUUACGUACGGAGUGGUGACGUCGUGCGACGUAGCAUACUUCACAUACAUCUACAGCAUGGUGGAGUUGAAGCACUAUUUAAAAGCCACCUCAUACUGCCGGACGGCCCAACUUCUGGGCUACACCGUGGGCUCAGUGCUGGGCCAGGUGCUGGUGUCUUUUGAACUGCUCUCCUACAAAAACAUUCUUGUAUUUACUCUGGUUAUAACCUCCAUUGCAUGGAUCACCUCAAUCUUUCUCCCAUUGCCAAAAACAAGUAUGUUCUUCCACCAAAGAAGAAGAGAUGGAGGAGAGGAUGAAGAUAAUGUACACGAGGGCAGUGGACCCUUGAAACCGGAAGCGUUAGAGACGGCGAAAGGGCCUUUGACGGAGGAUGUUACUCAGAACAAUGAACAAUCCAGCUUUGAGAAUCAUCUAGAUGAUGUAAAAGUGGAUGAAUCAGCAGAAAAGCAGACGAAAAAUGACAGCGAUAGCAACAGUACAAGAAAUUCCAAAACAGUUGGCUGUGGUGAUGUUCUGCUCCGGUUGUGGAAGGAUUUUCUGCAGUGUUUCUCUUCUCGUACGUUGCUUUACUGGUCGGUGUGGUGGGCACUGGCCACAUGCGGCUACAACCAGACGGUGAACUACGUCCAGGCCCUGUGGGAACACGUGGAGCCUUCUAGUAACUUCACAGUGUACAAUGGAGGAGUGGAGGCCAUCUCAAACCUAUUUGGAGCCGCGGCGGCAUAUGGUGUAGGUUUUACAUCAGCGGACUGGUCUCUCUGGGGGGAGAUGACCUUGGGUGCGCUCUCGGCCCUAGAGGGCGGUGCUCUCUUUGCUAUGGUCUUCAGUGCCAACAUCUGGGUUUGUUACUGUGGUUACAUCCUCUUUAAGAGCCUGUACAUGCUACUCAUCACUAUUGCCAUGUACCAGAUAGCAGCUGGAUUGAACAUGGAGCGUUAUGCGCUCGUGUUUGGAGCAAACACGUUCUGUGCUUUAGUGUUUCAGACCAUUCUCACUUCAGUGGUGGUGGACAGCAGAGGACUGGGCCUGGAUGUGGUCACACAGUUCAUCAUCUAUGGCGCAUAUUUUAGCGUUAUUGCAGUUAUUUUCUUUGUCAGAGGAUUGUAUACAACAUUGUGCCAAAAAUCCCAAAAGAAUAAACAGAGAGAGAAGCCAGAAGAUACCUGUGAGGCAGAAGAUGAUGCACAAAUCAAAGGAACAAAACUAUGACCAAAUAAAAAUGUUCUAUAACAA